Betta splendens (Siamese fighting fish) is the source of this 2491-nucleotide messenger RNA. RefSeq names its product tetratricopeptide repeat protein 16. The record is from RefSeq and is a predicted model, not a curated record. NCBI's taxonomy places the organism in Eukaryota, Metazoa, Chordata, Actinopteri, Anabantiformes, Osphronemidae. The transcript is spliced from 13 exons. The coding region runs from base 236 to 2167 and encodes 643 amino acids. Gene Ontology annotation, molecular function: protein binding.
UAUUUGUGUUUUUAAUUAAUCCUUAGCUUGGUUGUCUUUGUCUUAACACAAAGCUUCUCAACACCCAAAAUCAACAAGUAAACAGUUCGAACGGCCCUGGAAGCGGUAGGAGGGGAGUUCUCUUAAUGCUGUAAACUCUUUGUUUACAUGUUCGUUUCCAUGGUGACGGACAGUAGAGACACAGCGAGCAGAUUUGCUAGACUAAUGCUAACAAAACAGCUGUUUCAACAACAUAAUGGACGCUCGUGAAGAGACGGCAGAGGAGCCAAGUCUAUUUCCCACUGCUGUGUCGGAGGAGCAGCUGGAAGAGGCCAAAACAGAAAGCACCUCGAAGCCUCUUUAUGUCUCCAGUCAAGUUUUCCCGGCACCCGGAGAGAAACGGAUGCUGCAGGGGAGCCUCAUCAUUCAGAAGAGAGCCUCAGAGCAUUACAUGAAUGGAAAAGAGGCCAUGGAAAAGUGUCAGUAUGAGAAAGCUGUGAUCUGCUUCUCUAAAGGCAUCAACCUGCAGCCAGAACAGACUCAGCUGUACGUGAGCCGCGCCGAGGCCUAUCUGCAGCUAUGCGACUUUCAGUCAGCAGCAGCAUGCUUUAAACAGGCCUGCGUCCGACAGCCCCGAUCCUUCAGUGACCGCUUGGCCUUUGUUUACUAUCUCCAGGGCCAGUGUUUGUUUGAUCGAGGUCUUUUCCUGGAUGCAUUGGAAUCCUUCACUAAAGCUGCACAGGUCAAACCGGGCUGCAGGACCUCUGCAGUCAGAAGCCUGGCCUGUCUGACAGCUGCAGGGCAUCUCACUGACUGUCUGCAAGUGCUGAAUGACUGGAUAGCAUCGGAUGAACCCACCUCUGACCUCUAUGUCCUCAGAGCCAGACUCCACAAGCAGAUGAACCAGAACUCCCAGUGCUAUCGCGAUGUGCAGUCGGCGUUAUUGUUGAAGCCCAGCUGCCCAGAAGCAGAGGCGCUGCUGCUGCAGCUGCGUGAAGCGGGUGAAGGAGCCAGACGAGCGGCCGUGGGCAGAGCUUUGACUGGUCACCUGUCUGAGGCGCUCAGCUUGAUCAACCUGGCUCUGGGGAACUGCCCAGAGGACGGCCGCCUCUAUCUGUGCAGAGCGAUCCUGUACCGACGUCUACAAGACUUCUCAGCAGCCAUUGAAGAUCUGCUCCAGGCUGCGGAGCUGAGCGAGGCCGAGGAGGCCGUCAGACGCCAGGCAGAGGCUCCGGACGGAGGCGCCCAGCGUGGCUGGCUGCAGAAGGAAGCAGAGCUGCAGCUGGUUCUCACCUACAACGACCUGGCCGUGCAGUGCUUCGGCAGAGGCCUCUACGCUGAGGCCACAGUGCUGCUGAACAAGGCCGUGCAGGGGGAGAAGGGCCUGGCUGGCCUGUACCUGAACCGAGGGGAUUGUUUCUUCAGGCAGAGGGAGUGGUCCUUCGCUCUGGCUGACUACCAGCAGGCGGAGGAGAUGCUGCCUGGUGAACCCGCUGUCCGACUCCGCCUCGGCGUCGUCCACCACACGCUGGGCUCAUUAUAUUUUGAGGAAGGGCGUUUCCAUGAUGCAGCUGUCAUGUUUUCUGCGGCCGUCCGUCAAAACCCCACCGCCAGUCGCUACUAUGAGAACAGAUCGAAGGCCUUUCGAAAGGUCCUGAACUGGGAGAGAGCCCAACAGGACUUGAUCUGCACACUGAUCCUGGACCCCACCAACGAGGAGCUGCCUCCUAUGAUUAUGAGUCUGUUUCCUGGCAGCAGUGUGUCUGAUGUCUUGUCCAGUCCUGCAGCACAAACAGUCAGAGUUGAGCUGAUGGAAGCCGUCCGAGCCUUCAGUUCUGGCUCUGAUCAGCAGAGCAGCCUGUCACAGGACCCGUGUGAAGCCGGCCGGGGCCUGAAGCUGUGUGUAAACCAGCAGGAGCUGAUGAUGAGUCUGAAGAGCUUUGUGCAGGUUAGGGAGUCUCUGUCAUCUCUCCAUGAGCCGUGCACCACACUGACACCUGCCUCAGCUCACAGCAUCCACCACCAGAGUGAUCCACAGAGUGAUCCACAGAGUGAUCCACAGCGUGAUCCACAGCGUGAUCCACAGCGUGAUCCACAGAGUGAUCCACAGCGUGAUCCACAGCGUGAUCCACAGCAUGAUCCACAGAGUGAUCCACAGAGUGAUCCACAGACUGACCCAACGCAUUGAUCCACAGAGUGACCCACAUAGUGAUCCACGGAGUGAUCCACACAGUGAUCCACAGACUGACCCAACGCAUUGAUCCACACAAUGAGACAGACAGAACCAGGACAUACUACAAUAACUGGGAGUGGAGGCCACAUAUGAUAUCAGCAGACUGGAACCAUAGAAAAAACGUUGUCUAGACUGUGUUUGAUGCUCAUAUUACUAACUCAUGUCAUACUACUGUACAGUGAAAUUAGUCAGUAGAGCGGCCAGUGACAAACCUUCUACUGGUCCACUAGGUGGCAGCACAGACUGCUCUGUAAUACUAAUGUUCAUGUGUGACAGUGA